Messenger RNA from Caenorhabditis briggsae, 1227 nucleotides. It is a transcript of the gene Cbr-inx-12, whose product is annotated as Protein CBR-INX-12. The record is from RefSeq and is a predicted model, not a curated record. The transcript is spliced from 5 exons. Gene Ontology annotation, cellular component: gap junction; plasma membrane. Gene Ontology annotation, molecular function: gap junction channel activity. Lineage: Eukaryota; Metazoa; Nematoda; Chromadorea; Rhabditida; Rhabditidae. The coding region runs from base 1 to 1227 and encodes 408 amino acids.
AUGAACGUCAUCCAGAAUCUGCUGUCUGCAGUCUCUCCGCAGCCUGAUGGAGAUUUUGUUGAUAAGCUCAACUACUGUGCAACCACUAUCGGAUUGGUUCUUGCUUCUGCUUUCAUCACUGGAUGGAGUUUCGUAGGAAGCCCAAUCGACUGCUGGUUCCCAGCAUACUAUAAAGGAUGGUGGGCAGAAUAUGCAUUAGACUACUGUUACGUACAGAACACGUUUUUUGUCCCGUUCUCCGAGGACAAAUCAGAGCGUAGCUAUAACUGGGAGCAGUUGGUGGCUGAUAAGCAGAACACAACAUCCCUGAAACAGACCAAUCAAAUCGGGUACUAUCAGUGGGUGCCAUUCAUUUUGGCUCUUCAAGCCAUGCUUUUCUACUUUCCAGUUGUCAUCUGGAGACUUUUCUAUGGAAUGGCUGGACAAAACGUCACUUCACUCUGUAAUACUUGCACAGCCACCGAAGGAAACGAAGAAUCCAGAAAGGGAACAAUCUCCACAAUUGCUGGAUAUAUCAGCCAAAAGAGAAAUAGAAAUUUGGUUGUGAAACAACUCUCAGGAUUCCAAAAUCGUGCCAAUGGAUCUGCAGUUCUCACUUCUUACUUGUUCAUGAAAGGAAUGUUCCUUAUUAAUGUUCUUCUCCAAUUCUUCCUCUUGAAACGUAUGCUCGGAGUGGAUUCCUACUUCUGGGGAGCCGAAGUGACCGCCGAUUUGUGGGCUGGAAAUGAAUGGCCAGAAACUGGAAACUUCCCAAGAGUCACUAUGUGUGAAUAUGAAGUCAGAAAUUUGGAUAACAUUCACAAGCAUUCGGUUCAAUGCGUUCUUAUGAUCAAUAUGUUCAAUGAGAAGAUUUUUGUCGCUUUGUGGUGGUGGUUGUGCUUCUUGAUGGUUGUAACUAUCGUCAAUACGAUCUACUGGUUUAUCAAAGCUUCUGGAACAUCCGUAUCCAAGAAAUUCAUCCAGCCAUAUGUGGAAGAUAUUGACCCGAAAGUGAAGAACAAUCGCGGUAAACUUCAACAAUUUGUUUCCGAAUUCCUCUCGCCAGAUACCGUAUUCCUUCUCCGAAUAAUCGAACUAAACAACGGAAAAACUCCAGUGAUGGAAUUGAUUCGUGAUAUGUGGAGAAGAUUCAACACCCAAGUGCCUCCUCCAUAUUCUGCUCCACCUCUUCUAGUGAAAGACGCAGCACCGCUUCUCAAAAACUUCCAGGACGAGUCAGACAUGUAA